Apis cerana (Asiatic honeybee) is the source of this 18987-nucleotide messenger RNA. RefSeq names its product silk gland factor 1. The record is from RefSeq and is a predicted model, not a curated record. Lineage: Eukaryota; Metazoa; Arthropoda; Insecta; Hymenoptera; Apidae. Gene Ontology annotation, molecular function: protein domain specific binding; transcription factor binding; RNA polymerase II cis-regulatory region sequence-specific DNA binding. Gene Ontology annotation, biological process: cell differentiation; regulation of transcription by RNA polymerase II; anatomical structure morphogenesis.
GCGAGAGAGAAGAGCGCGAGAUAGAGCGAUCGAGGGGCUGCGAUUCGGAGGGGUGGCAAGGAUUUUCCUCCCCGAGGAGAAGAUUAGGGACUCGUCGCAUUACCAGCAGCAGCCGUGGUACCGAGGUUUUCAUGAUUCUCGUUUGACAAGCAGACAGCAGCCCGCCACCCCGGCACCGGUUAGCUCUAUGACCAUGCUCCAGUCGCAAAAGCUGUACAGCGACGCUGGUAGCCUCGGCGGCGCGAUGACCAGCGCCGCGAUGUCCACGAUGGGCAGCAUGGCGCCGACGUACAGCUCGAUCAACUCGGUGGGAUGCAUGCCGAUGGGUAUGUCGAUGGGCGUCGGAGUCGGGCCGAGCUGCAGCCCCCAAGGCGCCGGCGGGUUCAACAUGAGCACCAUGAGCUCGGCCAUGGGGAUGGCCUCGAUGGGCGGCGGUGGCAUGGGUGGCUACGGGAGCGCGUCGAUGGGCGGCGGAGGCGCGUGCAUGAGCGCCGUCGGGUACGGGCCUCUGACGCCGGGCGGCGGCGCCGGUGUGACCAGGGACCCGCUCUCCCUGGCCGAGCCCGACUCGCCCAACUCGGCCCUCCAGCGGGCCAGGACCGACAAAUCUUAUCGGAGGAGUUACACCCACGCGAAGCCACCCUACUCCUACAUCAGCCUGAUCACGAUGGCGAUCCAGAACGCGCCGACCAAGAUGCUCACCCUGUCCGAGAUUUAUCAGUUCAUCAUGGAUCUGUUCCCGUUCUACAGGCAGAACCAGCAACGCUGGCAAAACUCGAUCAGACAUUCGCUCAGUUUCAACGAUUGUUUCGUGAAAGUGGCGCGGACCCCGGACAAGCCGGGGAAAGGCUCGUUCUGGACCCUCCACCCGGAGAGCGGGAACAUGUUCGAGAACGGGUGCUACCUUCGAAGGCAGAAGAGGUUCAAGGACGAGAAGAAGGAGCUGACCAGGCAGAACAACAAGCACCAGCAGCACCACACGGGGGCGGCGGCGGCGGCGGCCGCGGUCGCCGUCGCGGCCGCGGCCGGCCACAACAGCCCCACCUCGCACGAGCUGGCCCACGCGGCGGCGAAGAAGAGCGCGGCCUCUUCUCUCCACCACGGGCCCCAGCAGCAGGACGACAAGGACCUUCACUCCCUGGUCACCUCCCAUCAUCACCACCACGCGGCGGCGGCGGCCGCGGCGAGCCUCCACCAGCACCACGCCGGGCUGAAGAGCGACGCGGCCGACAUCGGGGGCCUGCUGGGCCCCGACCUCGGCGCCGCGCACGACGAGCUCACCGCGAUGGUCAGCCGCAGCCUCCACCCUCACCUGAUCUCGGAGCCGACCGCCGCCCUGCACCACGGCAUGGCGGGCAGCUUGAAGCAGGAGCCGCCGUACACGGCCGCCAGUCACCCGUUCAGCAUCACGAGGCUGCUGCCCGGCGCGACGGCGGCCACCUCGCCCGGCGCCCAGGACAUCAAGCCGCCCGAGAUGAAGAUGUACGAGCAGUUGCACCAGAGCUACGCCAACUUCGGCUCGCCGCACCACCCGCACGCCCACUCCGCGCCCCCCACCCACCACCAUCACAACGGGAUGCACGCGGCCUCGAACGCGGCGACCCCCAUGCACAACAUGACCAACCACCACCACCAGGAGUAUUACCAGAGCCCGUUGUACCAUCACGCGACCAGCGUGGCGAGUAGCAGCGCGCCCCCGCCGUCCACCGUCGCCACAGCGGCACCGGGCUUGUGACACCACGCUACCCAUCCCUACGCCCUGGCCUGAGUCGCUGCAGCCGCGGCGUACGCCGCCACCAAUCCCUCGACCACCGUCAACUUCGUCCUACCGCCCGCCCAUCACCAUCAUCAUCAUCAUCACCACCAUCAUCUUCUUCAACCGCCUACCUCCUCCUUCGCUUCCUCCUCCUCCUCCUCCUCCUCCUCCUUCUCCUCCUCUUCCUCCUCGUCCUCUUCCUCCUCGUCCUCGUCCUCCUCGUCCUCCUCCUCGUCCAUGUCCUCGUCGUCGUCGUCGUCGUCGUCGUCGUCGUCGUCGUUGUCCUCGUCCUCGUCCGCCUCCUCCUCGUCCUCCUCGUCCAUGUCCUCGUCGCAUCCCGUUGUGUCGCAAUCGACGUCCGUUCGAGCCUCGGCGACGGUUCAACCGCAGCAGCAACAGCAGCAGCAGCAGCAGCAGCAGCAGCAGGGAUCGCAGAAACGUCGGCGGCCGAGGUGCGAGGAGAACGAGGUGGAGGAGGCUUGCUGGCCCGUCGCGCACGAGAACGAUUACGACGAGGAGGAGGAGGAGGAGGAGGAGGAAGAGGACGAGGAGGAUAUGUGAGACGACGAUGUGAGAAGAGGAAGAUGGUCGGGGGUGAUGGUCGUGGGAAUCGGUGAGAACCGCGCGGCUGGAUCUUCGUUUCGGUCGUUGUCGAGAAGGUGAGAGGGGACGGUGAGAGGUGUGCGGGUGCAACGAGAGCGUCUCGACGACUCGGCCACUGGAGGAACACGGGAUCGGGAGGCGAACGAGUUUGGGCAGGAACGUGGCAACGUUGCAGCGCAGCAAUAACAAGCACGCAGCGAAGGUGUAUCUAAGAGAGGAACGGUUUCAUCGGGAAAAAAGUUCAUCAGAGGCGGAUUGAUGUCGAAGAAGGACUCGUUUGCCGAUCGAGCGGACCGACAUGGAGGACACGCCGCCAUUUUACGAGACGAGAGGAGACGAGAAACUUGGAGGGAACCUCGAUUUUCGACCGCUUCGAAUUUUUCGCGGAAUCGUGGCGAAAGGAUCGAUCGGAGGAGGACUCGAUAGAUGCGUGGCGACGAGGGGAGGCAGUACAAGAAGGCGUGUAUCGAUAUUUUCCCAAUGCCCCGACAUUCAAGGGGCGAAAUAAUGCGGCUUACCGCGGCAGAGGGGAGGGGGGGAUGUUUUUAAAGCCAACAAAUAGAGCGGAGGCCUCUCUAAAUAUGCUCUGGAAUCAGGAGAAUCCCGAUCGCGAGUCGUGCAACCCUUGCUCGAAAUCCAUCAGUCGAGGGAACGAUUUGGUGGAAAAAGUGGUACACGAAUAAAUAUCAUACGAUACAUCUUCAUUUUUCGCCUCUCUACUGUUUAUUUUUCGUGUAACGAUUAACGGAUAAAAUCCCCCCGAUGGAAAUGUACGUAGAACGAAGGAGGGAGGAAAAUUUGGGAACAAGAUAUAUUGUGAAGCAGAAACGCUGGAAUCCUCUUUUCGCGUUCACCGUAAUUAUUUUCGAACGACAAAUUAAAUCGAAGUGAGUUUUACUCGCAAGUUGGGGUGAUUAAAUUUCCCCCCCUCCCCCCUAAUCACUCCGACGAAGCUUGACGUUGACGUUCAAAGAGCGCGAUCGAAGCAGGGAGUAUAAAACAACGAGUAUCUUUAUUUAAAGGAUGACCUUCCGUUUUUAACAAACAGCAACGCGAUUAGAUACAAGUCCCUGCAUAAUCGUUCUUUACCUAAGGAGAUAAAGUGUUUCGUACAUUUGUAUGUUUUACAUAUCUGUUUAAAAACGAAAUGGCGUAAUCUCGAAGCGAGAUAUCGAAGAUUAAUUAUAGCAAAAUUGUGUUUCGACGAUAACUUUGGUUGUUGCAAACAAAGCCAAGAUUUCUCGUUUCUUUUUUUCUCGUCCCUAUCUUUUCCACGGUAAGUAAAUUUUUUCUUGGGCAACCCAAGGAGACACGGUUUUUCCAGAUCGCCAUUUUAAUCAUCUCGAUUUUAAUAAUUGUGAACCGUGUAUGGUUAAUGUUCGGUAAAUAAAUAUUUAAUGAGAAAAACAGGCGGAGCCGAGAUAUAUAUAUAAUUUUACGAAGGAAAAGAGAGACUCGCGAUUAAAUGCACGACAAAUAUUAUAACAUAUUAAGUGUACGAUUAAAUAUUUAAACGUUUAAGAUUCGAGUUUGAAGUGUCAAUAAGGAACGAGUAUUGACAUCCGUGUUUGAAGGAAGAAACAAUCCGAGAAUAAUCCUGAACACCGCCGAAUACCUCCCACCUCCGUUGCUCGAUACUCAAGAAGAUCAAACCUCUUUUGCCAAUUGCGAAAUAAUUUUAAAAUUACACACGAGAAGGAAAAAGAAUAUAACCUUAUAAUUCUCGAUCAAAUAUUUAUCAAAGAAAUAUAACAAAUAUUAAAGUUCUAUAAGUAAAAUAUUAAAGUUGGGAAAACAGUAGGAUCGCUAUUAUUUAUCAAUAAUAACGCGUCAAACACCCUUGAAAAAAUACAAUCUUUAAACAUCCUGUUGUGUACCCAUUACCAAUCGCGUGGAUGUAAUUUCAAACUGAUUUCAAAAUUACACCGGUCGAGAGAAGGAAACUCUCGCGUAUUCCUCGAUCAAACGUCGGGAACAAGAACGAAGGAAGAGGGCGAAAGAAAAUAAUCGAUCGAUCGAACGGUUGCAUUAUCCGUCCAACUCCGCGUGUAAUAACGUUGGAAGUGCGAAUUUUGAACUCAGUGGAGAGGAGAGUGGGGGGGGACGGAGUCGAAAUUCGUUGGCGUCCGUUGGACUAGGUGGCGUUGGACGACGUCGUCAGGGCGCGCACCGAGCGGCCAAAAUAUUUAACCUACGAUUAACCACUCCUCUCGUACACAAAAUGAUUCAAGAAUCAAAUACCAAGAGUCAACCGUGGGGUAGACUGAGUACAUAUUGUACCCGAACGCUAUCGCCUGCCGUCCUACGUGGAUACGGAUACGCGUACUUCGCUUCUCCUCUCCGUGUGUUGUGUGUGCGUUGUGCGUACACGUGUGUGCUGCGUGCGUGCUCUGCACGCGUAUAACGACGGUGUAUAAUGGCAGACGUACACGUAGGAACGCGCAAACAGUGGGAGAGGACACGGCGAGCGAAAAAGAAUUGGACGAUAAUUAUAAUUUCUCCUCUCGAUUCUCGCCUCGAGAACGCAUCCGUCAAACUGGAAUCGUUGCACAGUGAGCGUAAUAAAUUAAAUCGAUCGUUAAAUUGCGAAUCGAGUGUAUAUCGGAGGGAAACGGAAAUAUCGCGAAAAAACGAGCGGCGAGAGAGAAAAGUCGGAGAGAAUCGAAAUCGUCGCUGUCGUCGAGCGAGGCGACUAACACCCUUUGUUUCGUGCGUGGCUGCGUUUCCUUUUCUCUUUUCUCCCGUCCGUUCCGCUUCGUACGCGAUGCGUGCGCGUACGUAUCCACACACGCACACGUGCACGACGCGGCGUUGGAGGAAGAGGAAGAGGAGGAGGAGGAGGAGAAAAGAGAGGGAGAAAGAGAGCGUCGACAGAGAUGCUGCUGACAUUGCUUGAACAUAUUUGAGUUGCUCCGCUCAUGACCAAAUAUUUAUUUAUUUGCUCGGUAAUACACAUUUGUAUUAACCGCGUAGCACGAUUCAAGGCACGUUCAUUCAGAUUUCUCUGGCAAAUUUUGCGCGACCCGUUGCGCGACUAAUUAGCGACGCCCUCCCCUCCCCUCUCCCUCGCCCCUCACUCCCAUUGCUCGCUUAUUAACCCUAAAAACCGGCCACUCUCCCCACCUCCCCUCCCCUCCGUUCUUUUAUUUCAGUUCGCUCCUACGGCGUCCUGUUUACGCGCGUGUCCCUCUCCCCACCUUUUCAAGUAAAAUAUCGCUGGAACAGGAUCGCGAGUUCGAAGCUCUCUGAUCGCGAGAUCGAUCGGCUUACGAAUCGGUGGAAAAAAAUGAGUAGUUAAGCGAGCAGUGAGGAUCACGUUUAUCGGUUAUCGAUUUACGGUGUCGGUGUACGACGGAAUUUAUUUCGAGUUCUUGGCCUAUUACGGGGAAUCGGAUAUAUAUUAUUUUGAAUAAUAUUUGAUCCGUCGUUUAUAUUACGCCGAGUGUUAUAUUCUUGACACGCGAUACGCGGUUUAAUAAACGGUUCCAAUUCCCUCUCUGUCCCCCCGAAUCCGUAAUCCGUCCCGAAUUUAACGAAACACUUAUCGAUCUAUCGUUUCGACGCGCCCGUCUCUCUGCAACGUUACGCCGAAAAGUAUGUUCGCGCUAACGACAAGCAAACAGAAGCGUGCGCGCGUGUAAUACGUGUGCGUGUUCGAUUCUCGCGCGUAGUCGGACAAAUCCACCUGCCUACCUCGUCUAUCGUCGUUUUUCAAUUUUUCUCUUCCUUCUUCUUCUCGCCCGUUUUCGGCCAGCGAACGAAAUUCUCUUGUGAAUUCCUCCCUGUUUUCCUUAAAUUAUCGAGCUCUUGGAGAAAUAUUCGAGGAGAAUAUCCCCGGGACGAAUUGACGAUCGGUUGGGUGGAUAGAAUUGGCGAUCGAAAAACUCGCGAAACGCGGUAUUUACACGCAGGCACGGCGGCCGAUAAUGGGUCCUCGACCCCCUUCAGAUAAAAAAGAGUACAUCAUCUUACUCGCGGCUAAUCGUCGCGAGAUAGUUUUCAUCGAUAAUUAAUCGGUGGAGAGGGGAGGGAGGGGGCUGGAAGGGGAGGAAAGAAGAAAAAAGGGAAAAAAGCGGUCUGUUUGCGUCCGACCUACAUUACAUUGCGAUAAUAACGCUCUUACGUGACUGCCAGUUGCGAAGAGCUGCAAUCGUUUUCAGAUCGAUGAGAACGAUAAUAUUUGGCUGAACUCGGGACAAAGGGGGGGUUUUUCCUUUCACUCCUUUCCAUUUCCUUUCGAUCGGUUGCACGACUCGCGAUUCACUCGCCCAAAACAUUUUUAUCCCAUCCACGUUCCGAUAAAUUACAACGGACGAGUGGAGUCGACGGACUGCGUUGACGGACGGAAAGGAUGGAGGGAAAAUGGAGAGAAAGAAAAGAUAGGACGAGGAGGAAGGCGAUAGGAUCGGGUUGGAUCGGGAAAAAUUGUGAAAAUCCGGAAAACGAAAUAGGGGAGGGGGAGAUGUAAAGGGAGCUUGGGUGAGCGGGGCGAGAGGAGAGCGUGAAUCGCGGGGGCGCGUGCAAAUCCGCCACCCCCGACCCAAUGGACGGACAAAGGGAGGCGCGACGAUAUGUACAAACGAGCGGGACCGUGUCGAAUCCAGGAAGCGAGGCGAGAAUUUCCGAGGAAACAUUCGGAAAUCGUGGAACGCGUUUCUAGCCGCCGUUCCGGAAACGUGAUUUCAACCAAAUUCUUUCUUUCCACCAAUUCCUCCUCCUCCUCCUCCUCCUCUGCCACUCGGUUUUCCCUUCCCUUGGCAAAUACUCGAAGGCCUGUUUAGAAGAGGCGCGCGGAGAAGGGGGAGAGGGAAGAAAGAAUUUUGUUUUCUUUGUUCCUUUCGACUCGAAGGGGGAUCACCCAAUUCACGCAAUUACGAAGCGAAGCGACGUUUAACGAGACACGAUUUCGAUUAUGUGUCGAGUUGGCAACGAUCUUGGCCGGUAAGUAAUUCGAGAUUAACUUUAAUUAGAGAGCAUUUGCGAUCAGCAUUUUAAAGGGGGACGUGGAUGCUCGUUCAAGCGGCGAGAAUACGAAAUUUAUUAACAUCCGUUCCUGGGCCGAGAGGGAGGAGGAGGAGGAGGAGGAGGAGGACAAUUAACGUGACGCGGAACACUUGUGCAAACCGCGUGUCUUUCUCGAUGCGGCGAACGCGUGAUCGAUGGAUCGGCCAUGAAUUUCUCGAGUAAAGGUAGAGGAUCGGUCGUAAAUGGACGGGCGAUUUCUUUGCAUUCGCGUUUUUGUUCCGCCUCGCGAGCAGUUUAUUCUCUCGCUGUUCACGAAUUCUCUUAUCUUUGCGAAACGGUAUUAUUAAGAUUAUUUACCGUUGAAAAUGAUUAAUUUAAGAGACAUUGUAAUUUCCAUUUUGUCAGAUUUCUAGAUAGGGAAGAGAUAUAAACGAGACGGUGUUAGAUAUUUUUCUUUUCGUCGUCGUAGGUUUUUCGAUCGACUUAACGCCAAUAAAAUAUUUACAUAGAUUUUUAUUCUCCUUCCUGUACGAAAUCGUUGAAUGGGAACGAUGGCCAACGAAUCCGCGCGGCGGAUUCUAGCUGAAUAAUCUGUUCAUCGACGAAGAAAAAGUAAUAAAAUUCUACUUAUCCCACGUACAAACACGCACUCGUUUCUCUAAACGUACCAGCCUUACUGACGAUAUCUAUCCAAUCUUUUCAGCUACGCAUAUCCCACCCCAUAAAUACAUUGGCUGAUAACGCUUGACUACGUUCCAUCCACGAUAAGAUACACGACUAAGAGAAGAAACGUUCGUGCGACUUUUGUGAAGAGAAAAAUAUACAUACUUAUAUAUAUAUAAGAGAGAGGUAAAAAACGAACAUUUCAACAGACGAGGAAACGAAGAUCGGCGUAAAUAUGAAAGAAUAUGUCGUAGUUGAUAAUGUUCCAGGUGGAGAAAAAACUUCCAAUUCAUCUAUCGGGAGAUUAAACGAAACUAAAAAUAAUCUCAUUCUUCGAAACGGAGACGUCUUCGAGCGGAUCGGAUAUUGCGCGCAAUUUGACGCGUAAUUUAAAAAUUGGCGACGCCUGAAAUCCCAUUUUUUCUUUCUUUCAAUCGAAUGGAAGAAAGAUAUCGUCGUGAACGAAUUCGUGCUCCAUCGUUCGAAAGGAGGGGGCAGAAUCGAAGAAAAGUAUCGAUCGGACAUUAAACGCUUAAAAAUGUUAAUUCCAUUCGAUUCGGGAUGGAAGGGAAGUAAAAAGUAUCGAUCGAUGGUUGAUCGCGCGAGAAACGGAGGAGGAGGAGGAGGAUUUGAACGUGCGAUUUGACGAGACGCGUCGCGUUUUUCGAGGACGGGUGGGACAAUGAGGCGGGAGCGCGUGACUGUAAUUAAGUUGGUGGUGAUUAAUAGCGACGGGGCAACGGGGCGCUCGUUCGCUCAUGGUUGCUGCAUUAAUUUACAACUCUGUUUAAGGCCGGAGCCGAAGCGGCGAGCGCACCGGUCCGCCAUAAUUUUCUGUCGAGCUACGCCACUGUUUACACACCUGAUAAAGUAUAUACUUUUUGCCCCGACAUAAUCGUCCGCGCCUCCGACCAUUUCCUAUCGCGAUCGAUUCCUACUCCACCGAUCCUUCCAACGGGGUGGUGUCCGCCGCGAUUAUGAUACCCGAUUUCCGCUCUAUCGAUCACCGUGUAAAAAUAAAAACUCCAGGAGGAACAAUCUUCUUUUCCUUCUUCCUCCUCCUCCUCCUCUCCUUUUUUCUCUCUACAGGAAAAGGUAUAUAUAAAUUUCACGCCAAAUUAAACGUUAAACGGCGUAACAGCGUGCUAUAAUUUAUCUUACCUCUUAGGAGGAACUAAAGUUGCGAUAAUUGGCUAAACAAAUUAGCGUAUUUUUUUUUUUUAUUUAUCCUACGAAUCUCCGUUCUCCUGCACUUACAUCAUUUACACGCUUCGACGUGUCAAAAGUCACUCCGCUCGCUUAAUCGUUAUCUAAAACAAGUGGCCGAGGUACUAAAGAAUUCGCUAAAAAAAAAAAAAGAGUCGAAUUUCGAGCCUCGUCUCUGCCCGAUAAUUCUAUUUUCAAUCGGAUACGUUUUGUCAAAUCCCUUUAAUCCCUCGCUCCGGCGAAUCGAGUACGAAUUAAAAAGAAACCGGUCCUCCCAUCAGUCGAGUAUAAUCGCGACGUUAAUGGGCACCGAUAUCCGGAAGAAACGACGUCCCUCCGAGCGGAAGCGAGAAAGAGAUAGGCAAAUGUAUAUAUAUAGAGAGAGAGAGGGAGAGAGAAUCGGUUUCCCCGUCGCUUCUAAUCAGAUCAGGCAAAGGCUGCAACAUCCGGCGACGGACUGCUUAAUUAAUUGUAUCAACCUGGGCGCCCAGGGCCAACGAGGUGGACAUGAUCCGACUAACGAGGCAAAUUCUUAAAUGAACGCGCCCCCCUCCCUCGCUCCCCACCCACCCACCUGUCAUUAUCUCCGGAGAAUCGGCUCGAUCCGCUUUCUUAAUUCUCCUAUUAUACCCGCGUCUCGUCCCUUUUUCCAGACGAUAAUCCUCUCCGAUCGAUCUCUGAUCAUUUGGCGCACGACCGAUCGAAACGAUCAUGGGCAUUGCGAAGAAGAAACCCGGACGAUUCGUUGCGUCGUUGAAGGAAGGUGUUGGAGAUGUUGAUGAAUCAUCGAGGUAUGAGACGGGCCCGGCGGUGCCAUGCAAUUUUUCCGGGAAAAUAGUUAUCUGCUCGUUAAGACGCGCACGUCUUAUCGUCUCGCGCGAACCAAAAGAGUCAACAAGCGUGUUUCUCCACCUCUUCUCGAGGAGGAGGAGGAUGAAAAAUACGGACGUGAGAAAGCGUACUCGGCCGAUGUCUACUAGCCUCUCUCUCUCUCCUCUCUCUCUCUCUCUCUCCUCGUCUCGAUUACGAGGGGUCAAUAAAAAUCGCGCGGGAACAACGAAAAAGAUUCGAUCGAUGAUUCGCCUUUGUCGGCAUCGAGGAUGCAUACUGUUUCGAAUGUACCGAUGCGGGACAAAUUGUUAAUUUUGCAAUGUGUUCCGCGAUUUGUGCCACCCGGUCGUUCCCUCCGCGAGAAGAAUCGCGGACUAUACGAGGCCGUCAAAUUAGAACUGGUCUUGAAAUUUUAUUUAUAUCCGUUAUUGGAAACGAUGUGUCGAAACGAGAUGAGAAAGAGAGAAAGGAAGGAAGGAAGGAAGGAAGGAAGAUGAACGAAAGGAGAGAAGGAAAUAUAAUUCGAUCGCCGAUUCUUUUUCUCCUUUCGAAGAAUCGAUACGGAGGAUCGUCGGUUUUCGAAGAAACGACUCGAGAUUCGAGAUCCGCGGUAAGUGGUACGAGUAAGAUUUUUAAGGGGAAGGGGGGCCGGUGUGGAACGUUCGGUUUCUAGAAAGUCGGCUUUUACGAGGCGUUGAAUGGCCCCGUAAUUAAAUCUUCUCCGUGAAGGAUGAGCUUCGUUCAGAGCCCAUCUCUCCUCUAUGUAUCCCUCUUCUGUAUCCUUGCUCUUCGACCGUUCGUGCGAACGAUCGUGCCGCGCGUUGCCGUCUCGUCUCCGAAAAGAUCACGUUUCCUUCCGAUUUUUCCACCAUCGGAACAUUUCGCCUCUGUCUCUCGUCUAAUCUGCGCGAUAAGUACGCUCUCUUUAUCUAAUAAUAUACAUACGUGCAUACAUACACACAUAUAUAUAUAUAUAUAUGGAAUGUAAAUAAACAAAUUGGAAAUACAAACAAACAAACUGGGAUAGUAAAUAAACAAAGGAGGGGGAGGGGGAGAGUGUAAACAAACAAAUUUAAAUCGUACAAACAAAUCGGAUUUUCACGGUAUUACCCAUCCCUCCGCUAUAUUCGCGGUGUUAUUAGCAAAUAUUUUAAUGCUUCUCCAAGUUUCUGGAAUUUGGGCGGGCAGGGGUCGAAAUAGAAGAAGGAAGAAGAGAGAAAUGAAGCGGGUAAUCGCGGAGGAGGUAUCGAUGGGGAUAAUCGGCGAUUUCUUUCGCGUUUUCCAUCGCGAACGAAGCGGAGCCACGAGGCAAAGUUCACGAGAUCCAGAGGGCAGGCAAUUACACGGGUUUACGAUCGAUUUUCCGGCCAAGUAAUGAAUUUUUUACGACGCACCGCACCGAAGAAGAUCAGUCCGAUCGUUCAUCCGUGGGCGACAAAGGCCGUGUCCGAUCGGCCAACCCAUCGGUUCGAAUCGAAUCCGAAUUUUCUGCGUGCCAUUCAAGUCAAAAGUCCGCUGUACGAAUUAGAAAUAGAACAUAAUUUUAUCUCGUUAAAUCGCCGUUUUCGAACACCGUUUCACGGGGAGGGAAAGAUGAAAGGAAAUUAAAUUUUUCACUCGAUGCAAACGUGUAUGUACUUCCAUUUCUUCUUUUGGACGAAUCAUGGAGAAUUACAUCGACAUCGAGUACUAUUAGCGCUGUUCCAUGAUAAAGCCUAAUCGAUAAUCGUUGCCCGACACAUCGUUCACCGUACGUUUACGCUUAUCCAACAAUUUUCGAUCGAUCGAUUUCGAAUUAUAUUCUCGCGGGAGGAAAUUGGACGGAGUCCUUGUUUAAGAUCGCAACGUCCUGCGAAGGGGGGAGUGGAAGAAGAAGGCGAGAGCAAAAAAGGGGAAGCAGCAGUUUGCCCGACGCUGACUUUUUCAGUCUCAGUGUCAACCCUCCCGGUUGUUUCGCCCUGCAACACACUCGUACACACAUUCCUCUUAAAACACCACUCUUUCCCUCUCCCCUCCCCCCCUCUCUCUCUCUCUCUCCACUCACAGAUUCAUCACGAAUCGUCCAAUCUUUCCAAACCUUUCUUCGUCCCUUAGGCUUAUAGGAUUUUGUUGGAAAAAAAAAAGAAAGAAAGAGAACGCGUCGAGAGACUCGAGUCGAGAAACCUGGCACAACCUGUCGUGCGAGGAAUGGGAGAAAUGCGGGCGAAUAAAAGUGCGGGUUUUUAUACGCGAUCGUUAUCGACGGCUUGAUUUGGCCGGGGGUUAAUUGCGAUAAAAGGAGGCGGUUAGGGGGAGGGGAGGGGGUGGCGACAUAUGCUCUCCCCGGGGUUAAAUAAUCCGGCCGUGACUGGCCGGAUACACACGCUGAGCUCGACGUGACGAGCUUUCGUGCGGCUCGUAAAAACGCUUGACACGCUACGCCCACGCAAGCUGCACGCUCUCUCACCAUAUGUCCAACGAUUCGCGACUGAUUCGAUCGGCACGAGCCGAACCCGCGCCGAGGAAACCCGCCGAUGCCUGUUUUCCUUUUUCUCCUCUCCUCCUCUCCUCUUUCUUCCACGAUCAUUACCUUUCACUUUUCCUUUUUCCUCGGGGAUCGCGCGGUGAUCUUUCUUUUUCGAGGAAGGUAAAUAAUCGAGGCGUGGAAGAAAGAAAGAAACGAGUAAAUGGGAAAAUGAGAAAUAUAUAUAUAUAUUACGAUACGAGUCGAUGCCCGGAGUCGAUAAGAACGCGUGUUCUUCCCAUCGGCGUAAACGGCGCGCUUUGGUAAACGUUGGAAGGGACAGAAAAUCCCGUGGCCCGGCCGAGCUGCACGCAAGUUUCAGUGCUUUCGAGCAGUUAUGGAGGGCGCAUGCCUGCAUAUUUCAUGAGCAAACAGACUUCAACCCCCGUGGCAUGCGCUCCAACUAUCCCCCCUCUCCCGCGCUCGGUCUAGCUUUCGUCAAGAACCAGCCGAGUUCCGAGCCUGAGCCUGAGCCUGCACAGCCCGUAGCCUGAGCUUCCACGGCCCCUUUCGCCUCCCCCCUCUCGGCCCCCGCUUCGAAAAGACUCGGCCGGGAGGAGAGCGCGCGGGGGCCGAAUUAUUAACGAACUUCCGCCUGGUCAACUUCCCUCCUCCACCUUUUCCGCUUCUCCUUCCGCUUUCUCUCCCCUCUUCCUUCGCCUUCGAGUUUCGAUCCGAUCGAUAUUUUUCGAACGAGGGAAAAAUCGCGAGGAAGACGAAGGCAAGGAACUUUGCGCGUGGGAAAUCGGCAGACGCAAAAAUCGGGUGUUUUUCAUUUCAGGCGCCUCGCGCGUUCUUAUCAAUCGGAUCGGUGGAUGUCCGAUAAUAAAUCGCGACGCGUGUUUCUUCUCCUCCUCCUCUCUAUUUUCCUCCUUUUUCGUUCUCGAACGAAAGAACGAAGGGAGGAAUGGAGGAGAAAGAAACGAUGGGGAUUAGAUGGAUGGAGAGUUUGUUAUACAAUAAUAAAGGGGAGGAUGUAAAUUUAAUAGGAGAGGGAUUUUCGAUCGCGAGAGAAUUCUUCGACCGAUAUCUUUAAUCGAUCGAUCGAUAAAAAUAUGGUUAUCGGUUGAGAAGCUCGAGAGGAGAGAAAGAAAAAUAUGUAUAGCGUGUAAUUUGCAGCCUCGAGUAUUAUUUAAGUAAAAUAUUUGAAGAAUGAUAAUUCGAACAAUAUAUCACCGGUUAUCUUCGAAUAAUCGUCGUCGUUACUUUCUUUUUCAUCUCUCUCUCUCUCUCUUCGAUUAAAAAAGAAAGAAAAGAUAUUCGACGUUCCUCCGAAUAUCCUUCCUCGCCCCCUCUUCUCCUUUCUUUCUUCCCUCUCCUCUCAUCGAAACCCUCGACAUCGCGAGGAGGGAAUUAAUUUCAAUUAGAUUAUCGCGAGUGGAGAAAUAAAAUCACGGGCGAACAAUGGCCCGUAUCAUUGCUCUCUCGAGCCGCAACAAUGCGAACAAUGGGAGGGGGGAGGGUCACGUGGCGGCCGGUUAAUAUCGGCGCCGAUAAAGGAGCGGAGGCGAUGUUUUUGCGCCACGCGACCGACCACCCCCUGUCAAAACAUUCGGGCUAUCGCCAGGCUGGAUGAUAUUCAAGCAACGGGGUAAAACCUGCCCCCCUCUGCUUUCUUUCUCUCCUCCUGCUCGCUCGCACGCGUACGUGGACCACGUGGAAAAUCGGGUGCUGUGAGAACCGAACGGAGAAGAAGCUUCGACCUGCGCCGCGACCUUUAGUCCUUUCGGUUCCUUUCACGAUGGACGCGAGAGGAGAUGGAAGUGGGACGAGAGCUGGAGAACACGGGAGAGAGAGAGAGAGAGAGAUGACCGAUCGAAAGUUAGAAAUCUCGAUUAGGAGUUGGAAUUGCAAGUGAACGGUUGAAAGUCGAAAGUCAAUUAGAAAACGCGCGACAGCUUUCACGCAGAGAGGAGGUAUCGAAAGCUGCGAUUGAUACGGCUGUGAAGGUAAAAAGGAAAGAAGAGGGGAAGAGGAAGGAGGAGAGGAAGAAGGAGAAGAGGAAAGGUAGAAAAGAUCCUCUCCUUUCGUCUCUUUCGAAACGAGGUGUCACGUGCCGGUGAUUUCUCGGCAGAGAAAACCGCCUCUCCUCGAGACUCUCUCUCUCUCUCUCUCCGCUGCUCUCCGCACGAUGGCUGGCACGGUUUCCCACGAUCGGGCCGGCCGUCUAUUUAAAAAGCGAUUCGCCUUGGAGCGUCGGAGAAGUUAAUCGCGACGCUGGUACUAGCCGAUGUAAACUACCUCUCGAUGAUACUUCUAAGUCCAUCGACGUCCGACCAAUUCCCCGAAGCGAUGGGACGCGCAUCCCCUGCGUUGCGUCAAUUUCCCAUGCGCUCCGCUCCUCUUCCUUCUCCACAGCGCCUACACGCGCCUCUUCUCCCCUCCGCAAGAAACCCCAAAAUUUCCCAAACGUUUCCCUCUCUCCGUCGAAAGGAAGAGGAGGACGAGAAAGCGUUUUAAUUUCCUAUGCGUUUCCUUUUCUCCAAUCCACGAUUCAAUUCCUAAUUUUCCCCUCCGUCGAAUCUAACGCGAACAUACGAGUCGAAAGGAAGAAGAGGAUAAGAAAAUGGAAAGAGAGAAUAAGAAAGAGCGUUCUUUUACUUUCCUGUCCUACUUAAUAGGAAUACGAAGAGGAAGAAGAGGAAACGCGCGGUUCUUUUUCUUGUUCGAGGGAAAAGACGGAAUUUUACUCGACGAGGGGGUCGAUUAUGACGAGGGCGGGACGAACGGUUGGAGCUCUCCCCGGUUGACAGAACAAACAGGUGAUGGUUCCAGCGAUCGUAAGACUGGUAAACAUAUAUGCCGGCCCGCCGCAGCGCGUUACCAAGCAAACAGACAGCAUCAAAAUGCAUUAGCCGAUUCUGAUAAUUCCGAUUUACGAUGCGCUUAUGGCCGCUAAUUGUCUGAUUUAUCGGCGAUGUCGCGCUAAUGCGAUUAACGAGCCGUUAUACCACGAGGAUUCGUUGCUUCGUUCCACGUCCAUCGUUUGCCCGUCCAACUCGAAUUCGAAAGGAAAAAGUACAAGUCUCUCCCUUCCGAUACAAUCCCUCCACUCGUUAUUACCUUUUAAUCGAUUUACGCAACGUCGAACCGUAACUCUGCAUUUAUUCGCGUUUUAUAUCCCUCCCCCCCCCUCUCCCAACCCGUUUUACCGUUUCGCGGCGAUCUUACGACACUCGAACGCUCCCCGAGAAAAGGCGAGGAAAGUGAAAUUGGAGAAGCGAAUGAUCGAUUCCUGCAAAUAUUUUAUCCCUGAAAGUGUAUAAAAGUCCUCGUAUUUAUACAUUCCGCCGAUGUAUAUUUUGUACAUAUUUACACUAUGGCCGGAGUAUUUGCACGAAAACGGUUAUACGGGAGGAGGAUUCUUUAAAUAUUAAAAGAAUAUUUGCGGCCAUAAAUCGUCGCGUGGUUACAAUUGGGGAGGGGAGGGGGGAAUAAUAUAACGCGAUCUUUAUUAUUCCUAAUCGUCGGCCGAUGGUCGACCCCCCCUCCACCGCGAUUCAUAUUUUGAAUCAACAGGGAAACUGUGCUCUUAAGCGAGAGGCAAAUAUACGCAACGUGUACACAACGACAAUGCCCGCCCGCUUCUGUUCGAAAUAUUCUUCUCCUUUCCUCGACUUGCACCGUUUUCACCGGUCGUCAAUUGCAUCACCGAUCCUCAACCGCUGCGAGACUACGAGCUUUCGAGAACGGAGAGCUUACUCCCAACCAAGAAUCCGCUUCUCUCCGUCCCUCUGUGGAGCGGAAAGGGGCGAAGGAAAUAGCGAAGGAAAGGGGUUGGGACAAACGAAUCGACCCCUCGAGCGGAGAGGAGGGCACGGCGCCCAGCUGUGGCCCCGUGGUGUCUCGUGCGUUGCGUACAAAGUUUACCACGAGGGGGUGGUUUGACGGCGCUACCCCACGCUGGGCCGCUUGCCACCUGUUCCGCCGCCUCCUAGAAAGGGGAUUUGCGAGGCGACGAAACAAUAGGCGAGGCACUCGAUUACACGAGGCUCUCGAAACGGGGAUCCGGAUCCCCUUCCUCGAUCGAUUAGAUAGAAAAAGUCGGCGAGACGGAGUUCUAUCGGAUUCAAACUCUCGCGGUCGUUGAAUUAUCGCGCAGUUGCAGGUGUCUGGACGCGCGGCAUCGGGGGCGAAGGCAUUUAAUCUCCGUUUCAUUUUCGUAAAGGAGUCGGAGGACCGAAUUGAAUCCCGGGCGGCCAUUGUCAAUUCAAUUCGCCGUUCCACCGUUCCUUCCUGUUUGACGUUAUACCUCCACUUGUAUCGGAUUACACGCCAUCGCGGAAUAUUACGUCUCGGCCAAUUAUCUGUUUAUCGAUACUCGCAGCCUUCCGGAAGAUCGAUCGAUCCCUCCUCGACCCACGCCUUUGUGUGAAUUUGAUAUACGCUAAGAGCCUGGAUAUAAUUAAACCGAUGGAACACCACUUUUCUUUUCUUCCUUUUUCUUUUUUCCCCCUUCUCGAAAAUUUGCAAAGAACCGGCGGGACUCGUUCCCGUCAUAAUUCGACAGCCGGGUUGUCGAAUAUCGGAACAACUUUGUAUCGAUAUUCAUCGACAGGCGAGGCGAUACCGAAUUAAUAGUUUGUACAUACGUUGUAAAUCGAGGCUCUGUGUUUCGAGCGUACUCAAGGGAACGCCUAUUGAAACUCGAUAAAAUAACGUCGUAUAUCGCCAAUAGGCCGAACAAUUUGAUCGUCGUAUUUUGUUUGGCGAAUGUGUUGACAGAUUUGUCAUUUCGCCCGCGAAUUUAUUCCGCCGCGAUCAAUUUUGAAACCGAGCGGCCAACUUGGCUGCCCAAUUUUCAAACUCCCCUCUUCCCGUUCCGUUCCUGCAUUUAAGAAAUUUUGAUGAAUUCGCACGGAAAAUGCGAAUUCUAGCAAUCUAGUGUAAAUCGAAAAUUAACGAUUAACAGCAACUUGUCACCUCCUCCCCUCUUUCUUCUUCUUCUUCUUCUUCUUCUUACGCGACCAAGCAGAGAUUAUAAAUUCAAAUCAUUCGAACGGGUACAAAUUAUGCAUAGCUCGUCGAUAAAUACCUCCACCCCCUCCUAAUUUAGAUAAAUCGAUGCUCGAUUUAAAGGGAAGGAGUACCCUCUCUGCCUUCAUCUUCGGUGACAAACGAGCGGGAAACGGUGUUCGUCCAAGCAGCAUAAGUGGUGAAAUCAAAGGGGAAGAAGAGUAAGAAAAAGGAGAGGAGGAGAGUGGAAUCGGCGCGUGGCGCGUCCACCCGGUUCCGCGCCAUCUUUCGCGACUACGGCCAACGCAUCGUAUUCCCGUUCGGUGGAAUUUUUCGUCACGGCGACACCUCGAUCAAUAUUUGCGCAGCCGGGAGUGGAGACCACGUCACGCUCGACCUUCCGCGGCCAUAUGCGAAUAUACACGCGGCUGCAUACGCGCGUGUACCAUCGCGUACGCGCUCCGUUAUGCACCUUCCCUCCACUCGUCUCCGACGUUUUCGCCGCGAGUCGAGCUCUUCCUAUCCAGCCGACCGCUGUCCAUUCGUCGCACGAGAGAGAGAGAGAGAGAGAGAGGCGUUGGAAGAUUCGGAGACGUGGUUUCUAAUUCGACCGUUUCGAAAGAUUACUGCGAUCGAUGAGGAGAGGGGAUCCGCAAACGUGGACAAUGGGAUAACGAGAGACGCGCGAGCGGAAGAUACACGGCUCGGUUUAUUUUCUCUGGUGAAAUAAUGCACACACCGGGCGGAGGAGGAGCGGGUGAAAUAUAUCGGGUCAACGAUAUUAUACACGCUCGGAGGGAAAUUUUCGUUCGCAGAAGCGAUUACGAAGUGGAUCAAACAUUGGAGCAACGUUAUUUGCAUAAUGGGAUCGCCGAUACGAUCGGGACGAAAUAAUUAUAAUUAAUUAUUAUUAUAUUUAUUUGUCAAUAAGCGAUAAUUAUUAAAAUUUCGUAGGAUUCGCGUAUUUCGAUGAAUUUUUCGAGGUUCGGGGAUCGCGUAUUAUCGCACGGAAUAUAAAGCAAACCGUGAUGCGAUAAAAUAAUUGCGUACACAAUUUAUAACGGCGGCCGGUAAAUAAAUUCUCCUCGUUUAAGUCAACGAGAGUCUCGCGCAUUUUUAAUCCGUUCGCUCGUUUCCCUCCCCCACCUCGCCCGAAAAUAUCCCCGCAAAUAUUAGUCCGAGUCAUAAUUAUCAAGAGAUAACUUAAUGAAAAUCGUGCCUCCCCGUGUAUUUACAGAAUUCUCUCGCCGAUUCGCCGAUAAAAAUCGCGUAUAAUCGCGAUUAAAAAUUCAAUUUGAUCGUAUUAAUUAAGGUAAUCACCGUUUUCGCGCAUUUUUAUCCCCCUCCUUCCCCGUUUAAAACAAUUAUCCCACGCGGAAUUAUGGAGGAGACCAGCCCUCGUUUCGGAAUCGAGUCUCCUCGGCGGAGAGGAGGAAGAGGGGAAGAAAGAAAGGAGGGCGAUUCGAGGGAUCGUUGGUCCGUCGAAAAGAAGGAAGGGAGAAGA